Molecule: messenger RNA, 1770 nt
Organism: Sinocyclocheilus grahami
Lineage: Eukaryota; Metazoa; Chordata; Actinopteri; Cypriniformes; Cyprinidae
Product: polypeptide N-acetylgalactosaminyltransferase 14-like
Exons: 15
Coding region: 1-1398 (465 amino acids)
Biological process (GO): protein O-linked glycosylation
Cellular component (GO): Golgi apparatus
Molecular function (GO): polypeptide N-acetylgalactosaminyltransferase activity
Source: RefSeq, a predicted model, not a curated record
AUGUCCAUGCAACAGAGGCACUAUUUCCUCCUGUCUGAAGAUGAGCAAUUCCUACUCAGUUUUUUCCGCAGCCAGCUGUGCCGGAGAAGUCGCACCUGUUGCUGCCGGGCCCGGGGAGGGAGAAACAUCCUCAUCAGUGUGUUGAAUCGGACUCCUGUGCAUCUGAUUCACGAGCUCAUACUGGUAGACGAUUUCAGCGAAGAUCCAAAUGACUGCCUUCUUCUCACCAAGUUGCCCAAAGUAAAGUGUCUUCGCAAUAAACGCAGAGAAGGACUGAUCCGGUCCAGGGUUCGAGGAGCUGACGCUGCAGGAGCCGGGAUUCUGACCUUUUUGGACAGUCACUGUGAGGUCAACAAAGAUUGGCUGCCUCCACUGCUGCAGAGGGUCAAAGAGGAACCGACCUGUGUCGCCAGCCCUGUGAUUGACAUCAUUAAUAUGGACACGUUUGCCUAUGUCGCCGCUUCCUCAGACUUGCGAGGAGGCUUCGACUGGAGUUUACAUUUUAAAUGGGAGCAACUAUCAGCUGAAAAGCGAGCCAAGAGAGCUGACCCUGCAGAGCCUAUUAAAACGCCCAUCAUUGCAGGAGGACUUUUUGUGAUUGACAGAUCCUGGUUCAAUCGCUUGGGAAAAUAUGACACAGCCAUGGACAUCUGGGGAGGGGAGAACUUUGAGAUUUCUUUUAGAGUAUGGAUGUGUGGAGGAAGCCUAGAAAUCAUUCCCUGUAGCAGGGUCGGCCAUGUAUUCCGCAAGAAACAUCCUUACAUCUUCCCAGAGGGCAAUGCCAACACCUACAUAAAAAACACCAGGAGAACUGCUGAGGUUUGGAUGGAUGAGUUCAAACUGUUCUACUACUCAGCUCGCCCGGCUGCUAGGGGAAAAUCCUACGGAGACAUUCACGGUAGGCAGGUGCUCCGCAAGAGUCUCAAGUGCAAAUCCUUCAAGUGGUAUCUGGACAAUGUCUAUCCAGAGCUCAAAGUUCCUGAUGAUUCAGAUGCUAAGUCUGGUGUGAUCCGGCAAAGACAGAACUGUCUAGAGUCUCGUAUAGUUAAGGGUCAGGAUCUCCCAGUGCUCACACUUGCACCCUGCAGCAUCACCAAAGACGUACCAGCAGCCAACCAGGAGUGGAUCUACACCCAUGGACAGCAAAUCCGCCAGCAGCAACACUGUCUGUCCGUCUCCACCACUUUCCCUGCCUCCCAGAUACUGCUCGUGCCAUACAACAUCAGUGACGGCAAGCAGCGUUGGCAGAAAUCUGGCACUCACCUGGAGCACCUGGCAUCUCGUUUCUGCGUGGACAGCGAGAUGGCUCUGGACGGCAUUGAGAGCAGUAAAAUGCUGGUGAUCAGCCCAUGUGAACAGUCAGCACACACUCAGAGAUGGGAGAUGCCUUUCUCGUGAUCCUUCCUCCUUGGCCUCUCCUCACCUUUCAGAUCUCAGCUGGAGUCAAAGAUGGAUAGAGAGGCAGAGAGAGUGAGUGUGUACCUCCUGGAGGGGCUACAUCUGUGUCCUGCUGUUCUGCUAUGUCCACUCCCUUUGUCUCUUCGGCACACCCCAGGUUCCCCAGAGUGUCAAUCAUACUGAUGUUCUCCAGAACAGAGUUUGGCAGCUGGACGCACACAAACUUGCAGGACACACCGAGUGUGACACACACUCACACUGGAGAACAGCACACAACCUUUUUAUUUGUUUUCACUUGAAUUUACCACAAUAUGAAGCACUUGUGAGAUACAUCUGCUAGCACAUUGACAUAAAAUAAAUACCCUAUUUUUU